AUGAACUCGCAUUCUGCAAUGCAAGAUGGAUUGAGUCAGCCAACAAAGGUUGAAAAGAGAAAUUUAUCAAUUCAAAGUAAUCACAAACAAGCCUGUACGAACCUUUUUCCUUUUCCAAGACAAUCUAUCGAAUACUCUUGUCUUGGGUUCCAAAUAUCGACUCUUGAACAGAAAAGAAAACUUUUCAACUUUUGA
Clunio marinus is the source of this 195-nucleotide messenger RNA. NCBI's taxonomy places the organism in Eukaryota, Metazoa, Arthropoda, Insecta, Diptera, Chironomidae. The record is from the annotation of a GenBank genome assembly.